AUGCGACCUUGUCUUAUCGUUUACUUGACAAUUUCAAUCAUCAGUUUUGAACAUGUUCGCGCCUUCUUCAAUAUGCCAGUGUCGACUAUCAUUGAGCAAACUGGAAAGUUAUCAUGUGUAAUCAAUUCUACUGAAGGUCACUACAACGAUUUUCAACUUUGCGCUAUUCGUAUUUACACGGCACUGGAGAGCACCAGUGAAAUAACUGAUGUUGUCGUUCAAAAUGGUAUGUGGUUUAUGAAUGUUUUUCGUCGAUUGAUUGCUACACGGCAAUGUGAAGGUUUCUCGGAAACAUCAGAUAUUGGAACAGGCAUAUGCAACCCAAUGUCGUAUGAAACCGCUGACCAAAUGACUUUAUGUAUAUGUGCUUCGGAUUAUUGCAAUUUAGAUCUUGAAACAUGUCAAAUUGCCAACAAAAAUCUAUUCAAUGUUAGUCUUUUGCCAGAACCCUUGCCUGUACUAAGUGAUACAGUUGAAUGUAAUCAAACAUCCGAAGUAUCUGAAGCUUGUUACGAACAUUCAUUGAUCAAUCAAGACACUUGUAAUAAUUAUGUCCACAGUCACAAGGUUCUAUGUACUAUCGGCGUCAGUAAUAAUGUGAUAGUACAAACAGGAUAUCUCGAAGAAAAUUAUGGAAUAUUUCUUGACAAAAAACUUCAUGAUUUAAAACCAGUUAUACAAGCCUAUCCAGAAAAUCCAUUGAUAGAUGCACAAACGUAUGUCUAUUAUAUGUAUUCACUCGGUACUGACCUAACAUCUGAAGAAUGUGCCUGUACCCAAAGUUCCUAUUGUAAUAUGAAUAUUACCUUGUGUGCACCUUCAAGCAUACAGAUAGACGCAACAGCAUCAACUCUAACUAUGACUGAUGAUCUCGAAUCUGAACAUACAAGUGAUAUGCUAUCCGUAUCUAUGAACACUCAAUCUAUCGCAAAUAUUGUGACAACGGAUAAGUAUACUGCAGAAACCAGUUCUAUUCAGACGACAACUCACUUCGUAACUGAACGCUUCACAACACCAAAUGGUACAUCCGAGAUAAUAUCAAUUUCUAUCAAAGAAUCGAAAACAUAUCCAGCCACAUCAGAAAUUGUUGAAACAUCCAUUCUCGACGAAGCAACUAGUUCUACAACAGAACCAACAAUGAUGAGUAAUACGAUUUCACUGAAUGACAAUGCUAUUAAAUCGACUACUAUAAUUUAUUCUAACGGAUCAAAUUCAUCAACUGUAAUACCGAAUAUGAAUUCUGGUCUAAUCAUUGGUAUUAUUGUCGGUGGCAUCGUCUUUCUUGUCAUCGUCUUUUCAUUGAUUUGCUGCCAAUGUGUUCGAUUAGGUAUGUGCCAACGUACUUUUACUAGUCGAGCAGCCAACUAUCAACUAUAG
Messenger RNA from Adineta ricciae, 1377 nucleotides. The record is from the annotation of a GenBank genome assembly. Lineage: Eukaryota; Metazoa; Rotifera; Eurotatoria; Adinetida; Adinetidae.